AUGGCCAGACUUCCAUCAUUCCGGAAAGAAUCAGAACGGCCAGUCUACGGCCGGUCCCGGUCGAAGGUGCGAUGGCACCGAAUCAUACGCUCUUUUCUCUAUCCGAUAGCCUUCAUCUUCUUGGUGUUGGCAGUCAUCGGCAAUGUUUCCAAUAAACCCGUCCUCCGCGACACCUACUUCCUCAAGAUCGAUCUCUCCAACAUCAUUCCUUUGUCCGUUCCAAACGCCAUGCUGAUCAAUAGUAUUGCGCGAACCAUUGGUCUCCAUGACUUUUAUCAGGUUGGGUUAUGGGGGUUCUGUGAAGGAUACGCCGAUUCUGGCAUCACGCACUGCUCCAAACCAGAAACCCUGUAUUGGUUUAAUCCGGUCAAAAUCAUCCUGAGUGAGCUGCUGUCUGGCGCAACCAUUGCGCUCCCUGGCAAUAUCUCCGAUGCGCUCCAAAUUGCUCGCAUCGCAUCCUUCUGGAUGUUCGGCCUGUUCAUCACCGCUACCGUCCUAACCUUCAUCCUCAUCUUCCUCUCUCCCCUCGCCGUCUCCUCCCGGCCUCCACAGACUAUCUCGCCCGAUCCAAGCGUCAACCAGCUCCACCCGCCGCACCGCCGACGCACCUUCCUUUUCCUCCGCGCCUUCCCUUUCCUCAUCCUCACCUUCCUCACCGCGCUCAUCACCAUCGUCGCCUCGGUCGUCGCCACCGUCAUGUUCAGUAUCUUCAAGAACGUCUUCACCUCGUCCGGCUAUGACCUCAACAUCGGGGCCGAGCUGGGAUCCCGCAUGCUGGCCUUCAUAUGGAUCGCCUCCGCCUUCAACCUCCUGGCCUUCAUCCUCGAGAUUGGCUCCUGCUGCGCCGCCUGCUGCGGUGGCCGAAAGGCCCGGAAACAGCUCAAAUCCAUCAAGAGGUCCUCGCAGGCAUCGCCAACCGAGAAAGGCAGCCCGCAGAGUCCCUCAUCGACUGCGACGGAGUGA
Molecule: messenger RNA, 963 nt
Organism: Aspergillus clavatus NRRL 1
Lineage: Eukaryota; Fungi; Ascomycota; Eurotiomycetes; Eurotiales; Aspergillaceae
Product: SUR7/PalI family protein
Exons: 2
Coding region: 1-963 (320 amino acids)
Biological process (GO): fungal-type cell wall organization
Cellular component (GO): plasma membrane; cell cortex of cell tip
Source: RefSeq, a predicted model, not a curated record